AUGGCUUCGGACGAGGACUACAUGGCCUUCCUGAACAAGGCAAACCAGGACCCUUCAGAGGGAGUCAACCCAGCCUCCGCCCAGGCCCAGGGAAAGCCGGUGUUCAGGACAAGACAGGAGGGCGUUGAGGUGCCGGCGCUGCUGGACAGGCUGGCUAAGCACGGCGACGCGUUCUAUAUGAGCGAUGCAGAUGAACCAUUUGAGGCGGUCGCGCUGGCGUGGGAUGAAGACGGGAAGGGGUUGCCUGAUGAAGAGGAGUUUGCCGAGCUGAUUGGGCACUGGGAUCCGAAGAACGCAGAGGUUGAGAUUCUGGACCCCGUCGACUGGGAUUCGAGCGGGAUGUAUGGGGAGGUUAUUGACGCGGUUAGGGAAGCUGGGCAGGGGAACGAUGUGAGGGUGUACAGAGUCGCUAGGGGAGGGUUCAGGGCCGAGUAUUGGGUCGUUACGACGGAGGGGACGGGGAAAGGGGCAAAGUUGGUUGGGAUGAAGGCGUUGGCGGUGGAAAGUUGA
Molecule: messenger RNA, 510 nt
Organism: Canariomyces notabilis
Lineage: Eukaryota; Fungi; Ascomycota; Sordariomycetes; Sordariales; Chaetomiaceae
Exons: 2
Coding region: 1-510 (169 amino acids)
Source: RefSeq, a predicted model, not a curated record